AGAGCUGGGCAGAGGAACCAGAGGGAAAAUCCACCUUCCCCAGCACAGCCGUAACAUCCACCUCACUCAACUGCUUGUCAAGUUCACCACCAACACAGAGGGGGCUCAGAUAAUCAAGAAGCAAUGUCGAGUGAUGAUAAAAGUAAAUCAAAUGACCCCAAGACUGAGCCCAAGAACUGCGAUCCCAAGUGUGAACAAAAGUGUGAGUCCAAAUGCCAGCCCAGCUGUUUAAAGAAGCUGCUGCAACGCUGUUCUGAAAAGUGCCCACGGGAAAAGUGUCCAGCACCACCCAAGUGCCCGCCCUGCCCCUCGCCAUCCCCUUCAUGCUGCCCUCCCAAACCCUGCGCCAAGCCCUGUCCUCCUAAAUGCCCUUCUUCCUGCCCACCUCCCUGCCCUCCCCCAGAGUGAGGCACUGUGGGCAUUACCCAACCCCACUACCACUGCCACCUCCACCAUGUACAACGCUGUGGGUACUGAAGCCAUGAACUGACAAGUAAACGUGUUCCUCUGCUGUGCAA
Molecule: messenger RNA, 518 nt
Organism: Rhinopithecus roxellana (golden snub-nosed monkey)
Lineage: Eukaryota; Metazoa; Chordata; Mammalia; Primates; Cercopithecidae
Gene: LELP1
Product: late cornified envelope like proline rich 1
Exons: 2
Coding region: 124-408 (94 amino acids)
Source: RefSeq, a predicted model, not a curated record